AUGAUAGGUUCACCUGAGGGCUCCAAAGACCUGUAUUCCAGCAAUGGUUGGAUGAAUGGAGAACUUUUUUUAGAUACUUUGAAACAUAUUCAGGUGCAAAAAGAGUGCUCCAAAUCGAAUCCUCUAGUUUUAAUUCUUGAUGACCAUGAACCGCAUGUUGGUUUGGAUGUGGUUAUGUAUUGCAGGGACAAUGGAAUUCAUUUGCUGACGUUUCAUCCUCAUACGACACAUCGUAUGCAACCACUUGACACGUCAGUUUUUGGACCAUUCAAACGGCGCCUUGCAGCCGAGUACAACAUCUGGCUAUCCGAAAAUCCUGGCCACACAAUCAGCAUCAGAGAAAUUCCCAAAUUGAGUAAAAAACCGUUUAUUGAGUCUUUCACUGAGACAAAUAUUAAAAGUGGUUUUCGAAAAGCAGGCAUCCAACCAUUGAAUCACCAUAUUUCUACUGGUGAAGAUUUUAAAGGUGCAAGUGUGACUGAUCGCCAACCUUCUACAUCAGCUUAUCCAGACAGAAGUGUGCCAAAUGGUUACAUCAGAUUUAUUGAGGAUAGCUCAGUAGCUCCAAUAGCUCGAAAUAACAUAGCAUUUAGAUUGAAUACGAAUCGCCUGUUUCGGGCGCAGAUUGGUGCUGAAGGGUAUGACUUGCGUGUUGGUUCACGGUGGGUCAGCGAUAUUGGAACCAGGGAGUCCUCAGUGACGUGUUUCCAGAACAGUGAAGUGACCUACUCCAAGACAUAUAAUACAAAGUUUCGUGUAAAAGUGGUGAUGAGAAACGGAGACAUCAAGACGCAUAGAAUGGAACACAUACGAAAAUACAACCGACAGGAUUUCUAUAAAUUCAUUAAAGAAGAAUUUCUACAAUGCACUGGAACUGCAACGAUAAACGGAAAAAAAUACGACUUGAAUUUCCUACGAAUCCUGAAUGAAAUCGAAGUGUAUGUGCCUGUCCACCAAGUUGAAUUUUACGAUGGAAUCGAGAUAUUUGAGAAGGUCACAAGUAAUAUCACGAAGUCUGUUCGUAUCAGAGAGUUCAAGUAUCUUGAUCCCGGAAAUCUGAAUGUUCUGAAAUAUGAGGGUGCCAUAGAAUUGCCGGAUUCUUCAACAGCACCAAGUUGGCCCGAAUGGCGCUUGGUUGAGGUGAACGUUGAAGAUGUAUUCUGGAGAAUUGGACAUUUUAGUGGGAAAAAGCAACCAGGUCUAAAGGAGGUGACUUAUAAUAUGAUGUCGAUCACGAGCUUUGAUGAAUAUAAUUACAAGAUACAACCGUACAUAUUUCCUGCUAGUAGGAAAUUCUAUAAUGUUCUUCUAGGAGCUCGUCCGGUUACAACAGUUGGAACUUCCACGGAUAUUGUUGUCUGUUCACGGGACGAUUCCACUAAUUAUAACUGGAAUCCCUAUUUCCGAUUAUAUGAAAUGCCUAUGGUCACUAGUAAUACAUAUUUUAAAAAUAUUCAUUAUUGUACAUUUCUGGAUAAAAAAAAGGAGGACUAUUUUGUAUGCAGGAGUACGAAAUCGAAUACAGAGUUCAUGAGAGUUGAAAGACAGUUUUAUCUUUUACAUAAAACAACAUACGCAGCAAAUGAUUAUGAGAUUGGAGGGAUAAGAUAUCAUGACACAGAAAAGGUGUGGUAUGAGGUGAAGGGCAUUGGGCAACCAGUAGCGAUAGCUGUUAAAGAAGUUCUAUAUUAUGCAGACGGAUUCAACCAAAAGUAUGAGGGUGAUAUCAUCCUGGAUGAUGAUGAUGAUUAUACUGGAACCCAGAUUAAAAAGAGUGGCACAGAAGAAUUCAAGGAUGUCGCAGAACAGUUGGAAUUGAAUCUAGAAUACUUGGCGGAGGACAUCAAAUAUCGCACAGACUGGAGGUUGAAUUAUCACGAGACCUAUGUGAGUGACGCAAGCGUCAAUCUGCAAAUCGGUUCAAAGUGGGAGAAAGAACACGCUUACGAGAAGGAUCUUACGUGCAAAGAGAUGGCGGUGAGCAGAGGCCAGUUUGAUGCAGUUUUCAGAACAAGGAUCGUCCAACAAGGCCAAGACCUUAACAAUCAAAUUCUGUUCGAAGAAUAUUUCGAUAGUCUUAAAACAGAAUCAUGGAAAUGCACUGACCCGGAAAAUGUGAAUGACGGAGGGAUUUUAAGGAUAAUGAACCAUUUCGCCAUAAAACGCCACCACUGCGGCCAGAUAGGGAAACUGUGGCAUUGGGACGGAGUGACUGUUCUACUGGGUGAUUAUGUCCGGGGAACAUCGGGCUGCAUGGAGAUUGUCGAAGUCAAGUAUCUCGACCGUGAUUAUAAUCCUAUCAAGUUCAAAGGAAAACUGCAACUGUUAAGAAAUGAUGUGGCGGUUCCUAAAAAGGUUUCAUCUAUAAGAUUGACGGAUGUUGCACGAAUAGAGGUUCACAAUCAGCCUCAAGCCAACAUGGACAGUAAGAUAUUCAUGACAGAAGUUUCAGAAAUAGGAAUGAACAUGGUGGUGGGGAGCCUACAGAUGGAUGUUAUCAAGAUGCAGAAGGCUCAGUGUAGUCAGGUGCACUCACCAGAUGAUGCAACAAGAAAGCAACACAGAACCGCAGUAGAGGUGAAUCCACCUAAUCAGUCACCCGGCUCUGUUGACAUUCAACCUGUAGUCAUGACAGAUGAGCAGUUCACUCAUUGCUUUCAUCAAGAUCUCUUCGAAAUUUGGAACUGUAAGCAGUCAGCAAAUGGUGGAGCAGGAGAGGUUUUCCAGAGGGUGGUAAACAUAAUUUCACCGACGGACAAGUGUCCGCCAGCUCGUGUGUACCACCAUAACGGAGUCACUGUCCAAAAAACACUUGACGCUGUCAAGAUAAAAGAGGUCAAGUAUAUUAAAGGUGGAUCAAGUGCUAGAUUCGAGGGCUUCUUAGAUAUCGUUGAAGUAUAUCAUAAGACAUCAGACGACGAUACACUUGCGAGGUCAUCGGUGGAGAUCACUUACACAUUGGAUACUCCUUACCUAUUUUACACAAAGAUCAAAGACAUUGGCGUAUUGCUGGAAGUUGGAUCUCGUUGGGAGAAGCCUUGGGGAAAUGUUGACAGCUCUGUAUUAUGUCGGAGGAAAAUGAAUCAUGAAAUGCGGCAAGACUACAAUACCAAAGUGUAUGGGAAUGUCGAAGGUCUCGAAAAUGUGGGACAACGAAGACUAGAAAUGACUGGAGACAAGUUCCGAGAGUAUUUUGAUGUGUUGAGACAAGAAGUCUGGGAGUGCUCUCUGGAUGAGUCCAAUCUGAUGGAACAUCGAUUUCUGAGAGUGGUGAAUUUCAACAUAGCCUUGAAAAAUAUAUCGCGAAUCUAUCAUCCGGAUGGAAUCACUGUGGGAACUCAGGUGUUCCCAGAUGAUACGAAAUCUGUACAGAUUAAAGAAGUGAAAUACGUGAGUGAGGAUGGAAAUACGGUGUAUCGAUAUGAUGGUCAGAUUGUAUUGGAAACAGUAUUCAGCAACAGACAUACGAAGCUGUUUCAAAUGCCAAACCCGUUCCGAAGAUUUAACGUAGAGAUGACUCCGCAGGGAGCUGUGAGCGACAGAAGAGUGAAAUACUGGUCAGUGGACAUUCUGCGAGUGUACGCUCUGCGACUCAAGACGCAGCUGAUGGAGGACAAUGCAGACAACAAGAUCACGUCGGAAAUCGCGCCGGCAUUGCAGUACACCACCAAGCAUCAGAUCGACAUCAUACACAUCGCCAAGGGAUUCGACAUCAAAAUGAAAGUCGGAUCCAAGUGGGAACGCGAGCUACAGGAGUCCUCUAUGACAUGUAUUCUGGACAAAUGGAAUCCUACCAAUAAGAGACAGUUCUUAACAGAAAUUUAUAUGUAUUUUGGCGAUGACAAGUAUGUGCUCAAUUACGACACCAUACAAGAAUAUUUCAUCAUCAGAAGUAUCCAAGUUUGGAUCUGCGUCAGUGUUCAUAACACCCUGCUGCGGGUUGUAACAACUCUGGAAGGUGUGACCGGAGUCUGGAUGGUUUUGUAUAGAGACGGAGUGAAAGUCAUUCCAAAGGAGCUCAGUUCAGGAGGCCAAACUGUCACAAUAGUUGAGACAAAGUACAUGGACCCGAAAGAUUUCAAAGUUCUCAAAUACACUGGAGAGUUGAAGCUUCUCACGAUGAAAGACUUGGAAAAAAGGAAAGAGGAAAUGAAAAAGACAGAAAUCGAAGCUCCAAGAUUUCAAGUGGUUAUAUUCGAGCGAAUGAAGAAGAUCGGGGAGAUGGCUAGUAACAGCUACUUUAAAUUGUGGCAAUUUGUAAGGGAGAAUCUAGGAAGAUUGAAGACAGCUGCUGCCACUACUGGAAAUUAAUAAUCAUUAUCAGAAACUUAACUUAACUUAUCAAUAUCCACUCAAUAUACAUCGUGAUUCAGAAAGAAUACCUCAACUUUAAAAAUUGAUAACUCUGCAAAGAAUAAACGGAGAGUGUAGCACUAUCUGUCAUCGAUUUGAGGAACCUGUGAAGAUUUUUUAGUUCCUUAUUUAGUCCCAUUGGCACGCAUCUGUCUAUGCCUAUUUCAAUGAAAACUAUCCGAGGCAAUGGAUUGGCCGCCAAGCAACUCGAGACAGAGCACUUCAUCACUGGCCUCCAAGAAGCCCUGAGCUCACCCCCUCCGAUUUUUUUCUGUGGGGGUACGUUAAAGAUAAAGUUCAUCGACCUCCUCUAUCAGCUAACAUUGAGGAGCUCAAACAAGAAAUAACAGCAGCUAUACAAACUCUUACGCCCGAUAUGCUACUGACGGUGUGCAACGAGUUCGAGUAUUGUAUUGAUAUUAAUCUAGUGUCUGGAGGGGGUCACAUUGAACAUUUUUGUGAACUUGUUUUCUAGUGGAGAAAAACUUAUUUCAAUAUUCUUCAUUUUGAUUUGAACCCCAAGUUUCUAUUAUGUUUCCUUGAUAAAAUAAAGAUUUUCAAAGUUUUA
Molecule: messenger RNA, 4921 nt
Organism: Nilaparvata lugens (brown planthopper)
Lineage: Eukaryota; Metazoa; Arthropoda; Insecta; Hemiptera; Delphacidae
Exons: 27
Coding region: 1-4311 (1436 amino acids)
Molecular function (GO): nucleic acid binding
Source: RefSeq, a predicted model, not a curated record